UUCUCCAACUAUAAACCGCUCAGGAAUGAGCAACGCUCGCCGAGUAGCGGAUACGCGCCUAGUCUCGACAACUAUUUUAAUCGUUCCUCAGGACACUAUGUAUGCAACUUCACAUUACUGACGAGUUGAUAACGCAUACUGAAGCGGCUCCUCAGUUCACGAACCGUAACAUGUAAUAGAAUACUCGCUGGUCCCGGCUUGUGAGGCAAGAGUGAAGAGCAAUCAAUCACCGGACACCUCCACCGUUAUUCGGUGUGCGUACAGUACAGUGAGCGCUGCUGAGGCAGGAGAACCGCUGCUCUAAUGCUUCCCUGACCACACCGACUCAGCGCUGCUAUUUUAACGCGGUAUCUUGUUUUCGACCAAGCGUCAGAUCGGGUUUUAUAGCGGGACAAGAUGUUGCCAGUGUUGGUGUGCGGCGUUGUGGUCUUUCCCGGUCUCUUCUUCACUUUUAGAAAAGUGCUCCCGUCCAUUUUCAAGCAGUGGACAGAUGCCGACGUCGUGCUGGUCAGCGAGAGGCUGGUGUCAUCUAUUCAUGCUAUUAUGGCCACCACAGCUGGCAUCAUCAUAGUGUCCUCAUGCAAAGGCAAUGUGAUAAUGGACAGACACUGGCUGGCCACCUAUUUUGUCAUUUGGUAUGGCGUUCCCUACAUGUCAUACGACAUCUUCGCCAUGUACCUCAGCCAUUACUAUCGCUUCCGGGUCAAAGGUCACAAGGACUAUAAAAGCCACUCUCUACGAACCGUCAACUCAUUUGUGAGGAAAGAGUUCCUGCUGGUCCUCCAUCACAUUGCACUACUCACCAUCCUACUACCUGUGACUCUGUUCUUCAGGAAGGACCAGGGUGAUUACUUCAUUGGCUGUCUAUUUCUCACAGAGCUCAGCACUCCUUUUGUUUCACUGGGCAAAAUCCUCAUUCAGCUGGGGAUGCAGGACUGCUGGCUGCACAAGGUCAAUGGCGGCAUGGUGCUGCUGAGUUUCUUCAUUUGCCGCAUCGCACUCUUCCCCUACAUGUACUGGGCCUACGGCUCGCACUACGGCAUCCCGCUGUACAGCGUUCCCUUCCAUCUGCCGCUCUCCACCAACCUGGGCAACCUCUGCAUCCUGUCACCGCAGGUCUACUGGUUCGUCCUCCUCUGCCGUAAAGGCUACCGACUCUACAAGCGGCAGCGGGAUUCGCAAAACCAGGCUUCUCCGCUGUCCUCGCCCGAGCCGGUCUCAGAUAGCUCCAAGGCCGAUUAGUGAAGGUCCUACUUUAUCUAGAACAAAACAAUUAACCGACAUCACAGCUGAAGGCUACGGCACUGCAUCUACUACUGUUACAGGACAACCAAGACUUCAUGUUAGAAAUAUCCUUUUCACUUUACUCCAUUCCACACGCACACUCACAUUUACUGGAUUUACUACAGUGACUUUGACAGUGAGCAUCUUUUAGGUCAGUUAUUGAGGGUUAUAACCCUCUUUUCCUUCUCUGAUUGGAGUAUCUGUUACAGGUUGGACUGGUGUCUUUGAAUGUCAUAGGAAUUAUCUGUUACUUUUUCGUAUUUUCGGUUUCGUCCCGUAUGAAAUGCUGCCGCGUGUGCUUGAAGUACAAAAAUACACUGGUUUAAACCAGGGAAUUUAUUAUGCGAUCAUGAUAAAUUCAUUGGAUUAAACCCGCAGUGUUUCAGAUCACAUCCGAGCAACAUUUCAGAUCACUUCCCACUCAAAGCGCAAAGCUCCGAUCACAUGGUAAGCAUUUCCAUGGCUGCAGUGCUGCUGUUCUUGUUUACAGCUCAUUAGAGUUCUGUGAAUGUGUUUGCACACACACUGCCCUGCUGUGACUGUUUACACUUCUCUACCACACACCGCCCUUUACGCUCUGGAGGCUGCUAAUGCUAAUGAAUUCUGCUUCGCUUCGGUGGGCCCUUUGAGCAUCCCAAGUCCUCCCGUCCACAUGGGGGCAGUAGAAAGUCGCUCCUUACGUUUACAUGGUAUAGACAAGAAUUGAGUCUAUAGGGGGAUGAGGUCUUUGCAGGGCACAAAGAGCGAUCACAUAACGCUUGGCAUAUCUUUUAGGCCACACGAUGCCCGAGGGCAUCUCCAAGCAGUAGUCAAAGCAAUAACAAGGGGUUUCAAAGCAAGGGUUUAUGGGUAGACAGAUAGCCCAUGUGAACACACGGGCAAGGAUAGAAAAGUUGCACGACAGCCUACUCCGAAAACUGAACUUUGUAUAUCUAAAAGGCGUAAAACUGGGUUCGUACAGUUUCGAGAAGGAAAAAAAUCAGGGAGUUUUACAUUUAAGAUUUUUGUGUGUGUGGAACAGUCAUCAGAAGUCUUAUCUUGCGUAGUCAGUAUCAUUUCUGUAGCUCUCCAGCUGAACAUUUUUUUGGCUAGAUGUCACUUUUUAUGAUUGCUGUCUACUAAAUGAUUAGAAAAUUUUAUUUGGGAAAGUCACUGGUCAAAAGAAGUGUGAAGUGUGAAAUGCUCUCGAUAUGGGGCAUGAAUUUUUAUCUUUCUAUUAACUGAGCCUACAGUUUGAGUUGUAAAUAAUUAUAUUUAAUUCUACAUCAAUGAAUAUUGCAGUACAAAGGGUGAUUUGCUGUCGCCUAGGGUCAUUUUAGAAAUAAUCUGUGGCUUAUAGAAGCUUGUGUAAGUGUAGGCUUUGCAAGGAACUCAGAAGCCUUUGUUUCAGGGCUUUUAACACAACCUGCAGCAUCUUUCAUAAUACAUUUAGUGAAUGCUGGAUGCCGUAUGAAUGCAUCUUAGGAGUUUUUUUUUAACAGUGACUUGCAGAUUCCAUUAAGCACUUUCAGAAGUGCAGAACUGUCAGAUUAAAAUGUUGCUCAGUACGUACCCAUGCACUCUUAUUUAGUGUUUCCAAGACAAACUGGACCUAAAGGUUGCCUUUAGCAAGUGUGUGUGUGUGUGAGAGAGAGACAGAGAGAAGGCUUAUAUAAGAGUGUGUAUAAGCUCCCAGCUCACUCUCUAGAGGGUUGAACAGGGUCUUUGCUGGACUAAAGAGAGAGAAUGUGUGUUUUGCUCUCCCUUUCUAAAGCUUUAGUACUUUUCAAAACUAACUAUGCAGUCUUGAAAGCUGAUGAUUUUUGUCUAUGGCAACACUAUGCUUUCCAUAGUUUUGUUGAGGUGGGAUGCAUUUGGCAGAUGAGUUGGCCGUAUUAAUCAUAAUGCAUGUUUUAUAAUUUAGUAGUCUGUUAUGUUGCUUUUCUCCAUUGUUUACUGAUGUCUGUUACAGUAUUUUUCUUCUAUAACCAACAUUGUUUUCUCUGAUUUUUCAUUUGUAGGUUAGGCUGCUUUUCAUAUCCAUUGUCUAAAAAAUGCUGUUAAAUACAACCCAAUGGACAGACUUCAGCAACUGGGUUGUUCUGACCAAAUGUUUAACCCAGCCUUCUGGGAAGUUUUGUUGUUUAAAAAUUGCUACAUUACCAGUCAAAAGUUUUUGAACAGUUAGAUUUCUAAUGCUGACAUACAGCGCCUUUGCACUUUGGGUGUCUCAUGUUCGAAUCCCGACUCGAGGACCUUUCCUGAUCCUGCCCCCCUCAUUCUCACUCCCACUCCGUUUCCUGUCCUGUCUGAUCUGUCCUAUCACAAUAAAGGCAAAAAUGUCAAAAAAAAAAUAAAUCUUUAAAAAAAAAAAAAAUUAAAUAGAAAAGUUAUAUUUUAAAUAGUAAAAAUAUUUCAUAGUUUUACGGUUUCUGCUGUACUUUGGAUUAAAUAAAUGCAGGCUUGGUGAGCAGAAGAGACUUAAAAAACUUUAAAAAUCUUACUGUUCAAAAACUUUUGACUGGUAGUGUAUAUAGUUGUCUUAAAAUGAACCCAAAAUAGGUUGAAAAUUAAGAAUCAGACGCAUAAUUACUAGAGGCGUCAAACGGUUAACAUUUAUUAAUAAGCAAUUAAAAAGGUUUAUUAUUUAAUUAUUAUUUAUUCAACUUCAUUUAUUCAAACAAAUGUUUAUUUAUUGAAUAUAUUAAUAAAUGUUCAUUUCCAACCUAUUUUGGGUUCAUUUUAAACAAGAAAUAGUCAUUUUUAAGCAAUAGUUGUGUUAAAUAUCUCUACCAAGAAGGCUGGGUUAAGCAUUUAACCCAAAACAACAAAGUUGCUGGGUUUCUCUAUAUUUCACCCAGCGCUGGGUGCAUUUUUUAAGAGUGUAAUAAAUACACUAUAUGGCCGAAAGCAUGUAGACACCCAAAAAGCAUUUAAAAUAUAUUAUAUAUGGGCAUUAAUAAGGGGUUUGUCAAUCCUUUGCUGCUAUAACAUCUUACAUUUUCCCCAGACUGUCGCACAAGUUGUAAGCACACAAUUAUGUUAAAUUAAGGGGCCUAGAAUUAAUAUUAUAAAAGGAUGUUCACAAACUUUUGGCCUAAAGUGUAAAUCCAUGUUAUCCAGAAGUUUCAAAACCAUUUAACAUUACCAUUAAUCAUUCAAUUUAGGCUUAUUUAUGCCAUGCUUGAACUUGCAGUGCAGUGUAUGAUGCUGAUAAUCAUAUGUUUUGGAAAAAAAAUAAUUGUGUCUUCAAGGCCUCCUCUCUCAGCUCAGGGUUUGAUAAAGAUGUUAUCAUUUAUCAAUUAUUAUUUGGAGAUGAAAGAUGAGACUGUGAUUUACAAAAAGACACAUGACAUUUCUAAUUGAAAAUACUUGUUUUUUGGGUUCAGUAGACCAAAGAUUCUUAGGCACUUUUUAAAGACGAGUAACAUGUAGUGAAACUGUCAUUGCCUUUUCCUCGCUUGCCAUCCAAAGAGACUCAGAUCUCGACAGGAAUGGCUUGUUAGUCAGUCUCGGGCAGCAAAAAGACUGGAAUUUUUUUUCACUGGAAUGUUUAGCUAUUUUACUGAAAAUAACAAGCAGGGUGAAUCUGAUGAAAACAUGUCUGGAUCAUAUUUCACCCCAAGUCAGUAACAAAUUACAGUGGUAAUGAGAAAUUAAUGACUAAUUGUCAUAAAAAAUAGUCCCACAAACUAAAAAAGGCCAUGAAAUGGAGUUAAGUUUCUUGAAUAUUAAAUAUACGACUGACAUGUUUUUAACAGAUUUUGUGAGAAGGAUAUAGGUGGAGGAAUAAGAGGUGUAGAUGUUUAGAAUUGUUAUCAGCUGCUCUGAUUUUAAAACAUAUCAAAACUAGACUAGGCUUGUUUGAUGGGUGCUUUGUUUGGAGCUUUAGUUUGGACAGAAAUGCACGAAGGCAGAUAUAUGCAGAUAAAUCUUUAAAAGUCUAAGGGUAGAAAAAGCUAUAAUACAUAUUACUAUUAAAUCUAUAAAAGUUUUGUUUUACCCCCAAAUGAUGUGUUGUCUGGAAUAUCGUAAAUACAGUGCCUUGUAUUAAAGUUGUGUGUGAUAUUAAUACAAGCUCGGUGCACAGGAGACCUGGGCAGGCUGUGUUUUAGGUUGUGACCAUCUCUGCUUACUUUUUUUUUUUUUUUUUUAUGUUUAAAGUACAUUACACAAAAUUAAGAAAAGCAUCUGUAUCACAGUGUAAUGUACAUGUGAAUUCUUUAUGCUAGUAGGUUUGAUUUCAAUGUAUAAUUUGAAUAAAUUGUUAAAGCUAACAUUGUCUUUUAAACAUGCUUCUGUUUAAGUCUUAAACUUGUUUUAAUUGAAGUUCUGUAUGCUUGCUGUGUUGUCUUUAUAUUUGCAUUCUUAUAUAUAAUUUCUCUAAAACUCUGAAGGUCUAUAAUGUGACCCAGUUUUCUGAACAGCAUCCAUUUCUCAUAAAACAGACAUGAUUACAAAUCUACUGUCUACGUGUAGAUAUAUAUCAGUGGUCCAUAAGGUGUAAUAAAAUGUUCACUUUAUCUUCCAACACAUUCCUUUGCAUCUCCAAACGCAUUUCAGCAUUAUCAACUCUUGUUUA
This is a messenger RNA of Labeo rohita (rohu), 5845 nucleotides long. It is a transcript of the gene tlcd3a, whose product is annotated as TLC domain containing 3A. NCBI's taxonomy places the organism in Eukaryota, Metazoa, Chordata, Actinopteri, Cypriniformes, Cyprinidae. Gene Ontology annotation, cellular component: endoplasmic reticulum; membrane. The coding region runs from base 397 to 1242 and encodes 281 amino acids. The transcript has 5 exons. Gene Ontology annotation, biological process: lipid homeostasis. The record is from RefSeq and is a predicted model, not a curated record.